UAGUAACCUCACAAAUGAGUAAAAUUCAUCUCAAUCCUGCUCUUUCUCAUGCGCAGCGAAUAGCAGCUCUCGCUUCUUACACACCCGUUCCUAAGCGCUGCGUUGUCACUGGCGGCACUGGUUUUGUCGGAACACGGCUGGUAGAAAUGCUAAUAGAACGUGGAGCCGAACACGUAAUCAGCUUUGACAUAGUUCCCAAAGAAAAGGGAAUCGGAAUAUGGGAUCACCCUUCAAUUAGUUAUAUUGUCGCUGAUAUCACUUGCUACGAGGAAGUUUCUUUAGCGAUUAAAGGUGCUGAUUGUGUUUGGCACCUUGCGGCUGCUGUUGGUCCAUUUCACCCACACGAACUCUACAGAAAAGUCAACUAUAUAGGUACUGUCAAUGUUAUUCGAGCAUGUAAAGAACAUGGUGUUAAAAAGCUUGUCUUCAGCUCUUCCCCUUCUACUCGUUUUAAAGGCUCACUUUUUGAUCGGCCAAAUAUUGAUGGUCUCAGUGAAGAUGAAAUGCCGCGUCUUCCGCUUGAUCACUACAUGCAAUUAUACGCGGAAACCAAAGCAGAAGGGGAAAUGGCUGUGACGGCUGCAUGCGGUGAUGACUUCUGGGCGGUUGCUGUUGCGCCUCAUCAAGUAUACGGGCCGCGUGACAAUUUAUUUUUACCAAAUGUAUUGGAGGCAGCUGGUACGGGAAUGCUUCGUAUUUUCGCGAAGGGAGACAAUCGUGUCUGCUUUACACAUGUAGACAAUUACUGCCACGGGCUGGUUAUUGCAGAACGUAAGCUAUACAAAGGAUCUCCCAUUCUUGGGAAGUUUUACAUCGUAACAGAUGGAAGCACGCAUCCUGAGCCAGGGGCAUAUUGUAUUUUUUGGAAGGAAAUUGACAAGGCCAUUGUCAAGAUGAAUUUUCCUUCAAUUCAGAAAAAAAUUCAUUACCCAUUCUGGGCUCUUUAUCUUUCUGCACUAAUCGCAGAGGUAUUAGGUCGUUUAAUGCACACGACAUUCAAGCAUAAUGUAUUUAACGUUUUUGUACUAACCAUGAACCGAUGGUUUCGUAUUGAUGCAGCCGAGAAGGAUCUUGAGUACCAACCGAUAAUUUCUUAUUCUGAGGGUUGGGAGGAUGCUAUCACUUGGUUUAAAGACAAUUGGCUGCCAACUUUUUCGAAAGAUGGAACUCAUUCUAUCGUGGGUCUUUCACAAGGUUCACAGCAAAAAAUUGAUAUCCAAGCGAAAAGUAAAUAG
Molecule: messenger RNA, 1235 nt
Organism: Phytomonas sp. Hart1
Lineage: Eukaryota; Euglenozoa; Kinetoplastea; Trypanosomatida; Trypanosomatidae
Source: the annotation of a GenBank genome assembly